UCAAGUUGAAAUUGCUAUAAAAGGAGGCAAUUAAAUGCUGAUCAUAAAUCAUUCAGUUACUCUUCAACAACCAAGGAUGAAAUCUGUAGUUGCCGUUAUCCUCGUGAUCUGCUUCGCUGCAUUUGCCGAUGCUAGUGUUUUAAAAAGUGUUGCAAAAAUUGGCGCAAAAGUCGUUGACGCUACUUUGCCCCUUGUCGCUAAAGCCGGACCUCAUAUCGAUACUGGUGAUUAUGUUCACAACGACCCAGACUGGAGAUCGUGGAAAACCCUACCAUGGGACCAACGAGAAAAGAACGCAGCUCAGAUGUUGGACGAAUCAAAUGCCGAAGCCAUUGAAGCUCUUCUGCAAGAUUAAUAAACGAUAAGCCAACACCCUAACAACGAUUAAAUGGAACAAAAACUAUAAUCGUAGUUUUAAUUC
Ciona intestinalis (vase tunicate) is the source of this 421-nucleotide messenger RNA. The record is from RefSeq and is a predicted model, not a curated record. NCBI's taxonomy places the organism in Eukaryota, Metazoa, Chordata, Ascidiacea, Phlebobranchia, Cionidae.